CAGUCUCCAUUAACUAUGGCUGAUGCACUACUUACUGAUCUCUUAAAGCAGUUGGGUUCAUUCACUGCUCAGCAGGCUCUACAAGAGAUCAAGUUGCUUGCUGAAGUUGAUGAUGAAGUCCAAAAGUUUCAACACAAUUUCGCAAUGGUCCAAGUGAUGCUCAACAAGGCUGAGGAAAGACAACUGACUGACCCAGAUGUGAAGCCUUGGUCUGAUCAGCUCAAAGAUGCAUACUACAUGAUGGAUGACGUGUUGGACACCUGGAACACUGCAAAGAUCAAAUCACAAAUUCAGAAAGAGGGAGAAAAAGUUGCUUAUAGUAACGCUCCUGCCCUUGAGAAAAAAAAGAAGAAAAAGGUAUGGUCCUUCUUCCCCUCUCCAUGUUGUUUUAACCUUCCUCUCCGUCAUAAGAUUGGUCACGAGAUAAAAAAACUGAAUGAAACUUUAGAUAAGAUUCUCAAAGACAAACAAGCAUUUGGGAUUGACUUGAAAAGUCAACCUGAAGUAGUUGAGAGACCACCAACUACGUCCAUUGUGGAUGUGUCUAAAAUAGUUGGCCGUGAUAAGUAUAGGGAUGAUCCACUAAACAACCUAUUAGGCAUGGGUAGUCAAGAAGAAAGCAAUCCUCUUGUCAUCUCCUUAGUGGGCACAGGGGGUAUUGGAAAGUCAACUCUUGCCCAACUAGCCUAUAAUCAUCCUAAGGUGCGAGCCCAUUUUCAAAAAACAAUAUGGGUCUGUGUUUCUGAUCAUUUCGAUCAGUGCAAGGUUGCCAAGGCAAUCAUUCAGGAGCUUGACCCUAAAAAUGAUUCCCUCAAUAAUACUACUCCUACAUUGCAAGCUCUAUUGCGUACAGUUUGUGAUUUGAUUAGGGACAAGAAGUUCUUUCUUGUCUUUGAUGAUGUGUGGGCUAAAGAUUCCACACAAGAGUUUGAAAAGUGGGAGCCUUUCAAAGAUGCUCUAAAAUAUGGUGCUCAGGGUAGUAGGAUUCUAGUCACCACACGUAAUGAGAAAGUUGCACACAUGAUGGGGAGCGCCAAAGCCCACAUAAUCAAUUUAGGGAAUUUGACUGUUGAGGAUUGCUGGUUGAUUAUUAGGAGAAUAGCAUUUUUCAAUGAUAAUAUAGAUCAACAUAAGGAUCUUGAACACCUAGGUAGACAACUAGCAAUUAAAUGCCAUGGCUUGCCGCUUGCUGCAAAGCUUAUAGGGGGUUACAUGUGCAACAAGAGAAGAAAAGAACAGUGGGAGAAGGUUUUGGAAAAUAGUUUGUGGGAUUUAGAAGAUGUUGAAAAAGGUCUUUUGGGACCAUUGUUGUUGAGUUAUUAUGAAUUGUCCUUAGCAGAGAAAAAAUGUUUCUUAUUUUGUGCUGUCUUCCCAAAAGAUCAUGAAAUUAAUAGAUUUGAGUUAAUCAUCCAUUGGAUGGCACAAGGAUAUAUUGAUAUUGACUCAAAACGAAAUAUGGAGAUGGAAGACAUGGCGGAAGAGUACUUUCAAAAAUUAGCCAUGCGCUCUUUUUUCCAAGAUUUUGAGGAAGAUGAAAUUGAUGGUAGAAUUAAAAGUUGCAAAAUGCAUGAUAUUGUGCAUGACUUUGCACAGAAAAUGACAGAAGAUGUAUGCUUCACAAUUAAAGGUGAUGAAGAGGUUAAGAUAAACUUUAAAAGGGUUCGCCACUUGUCAUUAAUAGUUAAAGAAACAUUUCUUGAGUUUGUCUAUGAAGCGAAAAAUCUACGCUUUUUAAAUUUGGAUUUUAUUUCUUCUCCGAUUGUCCAAUCCAAGUUAUUCGACCAUUUGACAUGUCUACGUACAUUAUAUUUGAAAGGUGAGUCCAUUUUGAAACUUCCAAAUGAGGUGGAAAAAUUGAUACAUUUAAGAUUACUCAAGUUAUCUUGUGAAGAGAUAAAAGAAUUGCCUGAAAGUAUAUGUAAUUUAUGUAAUUUACAAAGUUUGGAUGUUAGUGAGUGUAGGAAACUUGAGAAAUUACCCCAGGGGAUAGGUAAACUAAUUAAUUUAAGACACCUCCUCCUGUGGGAUGAUGAUUUUGAAGAAUUUGGAAUAAAAUCGUUUCCGAAGGGAAUUGGGAGAUUAACUUGUCUUAAAACAUUAGGAUACUUUCCUGUAGGUAAGGGCGAAGAAAUAUGUAAACUGGGAGAAUUAGAACAUUUGAACCACAUUCAAGGGACACUUGUUAUACUUGGGUUGAAAAAUGUGGUAGAUUUUGGUGCGAUCGAGAAUACAUUGAAGAAGAAGAACCACCUCCGUGAUUUGUGUCUAUCAUUUAACACAUUAGAGGAAUUGCAGACAAAGAAAGAGGAGGAAGAGGAAGAGACAGAGAAAGAGGAGGAAGAGGAAGAGACAGAGGAAGAAAGAAGAAGAAAAAUGGAGAAAGAUGUAGCCAUUCUAAAUGCCUUAGAGCCACCUCCCCGCUUGGAAUCUUUACUAAUUACUUAUUAUAAGGGCACCACAAUGUAUCCUAAUCGGAUGAUGUCCAAAUUGACCUAUUUGAAAAGGCUUUUUAUCGAAGAGUGCCCAAACCUAGAGCAGUUGCCUCCUUUGGGGAAGCUGCCGUUGCUCGAAGAAUUAGAAAUAAGGGAAGCUCCAAUGAUUCGAAAGGUGGGAGAUGAAUUUUUGGGAAUAGACAUAGAAGAAGAAGAAUUAUCAGAAUCAUCUAAAGACAUCAUCAUAUUCCCAAAACUUAAAUCUCUUAUAUUUUGGAGAUUGGGGGAGUGGGAAGAAUGGAGUGGGAUGGGAGGAACAAUAGAAGAAGAAGAAGAAAAAGAUAAUAGUGCUAAUGCUUUUGUUACUAAUAAUACUCCAAAAAUUCAAAUAAUGCCACGUCUUCAUUCCUUGACAAUUCGGUAUUGCUACCAUCUAAAGUCUCUGCCAGACUACCUGCUGCGUAAUACUCCAUUACUACAGGAAUUGGAACUCUAUCGAUGUCCAAUUCUCGAGCAGCGUUGCGAAAGAGGGAGAGGAGAUUACUGGCCCAACAUUUCUCACAUUCCAAACCUCCGAAUUGAUUAUAAUAUGUUUGGGUUGCAAAGAGACGGUCAACUUCCAGAGAGCAUUGAUUCAGAGAUGCAUGAUGAUGUGGUUGAGGUGGACAAGAUUGAGGACAGUAAUCAUGAAGAAGAUGAUGGGGCUGGGUUUGAGGCGGAUGAACAAGUUGUGAAAUUAAACAUUGAUGAAGGGGAUUUGUGAAUCUGGACAGUACAGGGUAGUUGACAUGCAUUGAAGAAAACAGAUACAUUGUUAUGAGACUGGGUAGUAAGAGCAGAGUGUUGAAGAAGACAAAAAGUUUGAAGACAAUGAAGGAGGAGGAAAGAUGUUCAACAUGAAGUAAAGGGGGAACUGCUUGUAACCUAAGUAGGAUUAUGAAGAUGAAAACUUGGUCAAACGUAGGUGAUUGGCUGAGCUGAACAGUACAGGAUGAUUGUCAUACACUGAAGAAGACAGAUACAUCUUAUGGGACAGGGUAGUAAAAGGAAGGUGUUGAAGUGGACAGAGACUUUACAGACGAAUGAUGAGGAUUCAUAGCAAUAUAUGCUAACCAUGUUGUGGACUGUUGCUUUAUCCCUGAGUCCCCUUUUUACCUUGACGGAGUUGCUGGAAAAUUUGGAAAUAAGCUACUCCAGUACGUGAGUCUGCGGAUAUCUCAAAAAUUAAGAUCCCUUGUAUAUGGUAUAUGCUGUUCCAAGCAAUGCAUCUAAUAAUCUCUGUUGCAUUCCACUUGUGCAGUACCUUUCAUGGUGCAAGGGCAGGGUAUACAAGCUUCACAGUUGGCUCUAUUAAUAGGAGACAUGCUUAAAUGUUUAUAUCCCGUGUAUAUGAUAUGGGCUGUUCCAAGCAAUGCAUCUAAUAAUCUCUGUUGCAUCCCCUUGUGCACAACCUUUCAUGGUGCAAGGGCAGGGUAUACAAGCUUCACUGUUGGCCCUAUUAAUAGGAGACAUGCUUACAUACAAUACCAUGUAAGUUCCUUCAUGAUUUAAAAUAAAGAGCAUCGAUAGUUACACACCGUGUAUACGGGACAAUUGAAAUUGUUUUUUGAGCAAACGAUUUUUGUUAAAAUUGUGAAAUCGUGCUUACAAAACAUUUUCACCAUUUCACAAUCAAAAUAAAAUCGUGUUUUGGACGGUUUCAGCCGUUGUGUGUAUGGUUGUUUGUAACACCGUGUGUGCAACAAUAAUUUUCCUAAAAUAAAUUCACAUUUUCCCUUAAAAACUAGUAUAUAUUCAAAAUUUUAUUAAUUGGCAGAUGCAGAAAUAACUAACUUAAUUUGGCAUGCUGGUUCUAUUUAGUAGUUAAUCUUAUUUGACCUCAUCCAAUUUAAACAUCACGUAGAAAGUCUUGUGUACAAAAUGCCCAACAUCACUUCCAAGAUGCAGCAACAAGAAGUUUAACCUAGAAUUCUGGUUUCUUUAUUAGUCCAUCUAGUUUGAUAACAUAUGAAAAGAAAAUUAGGUAAUAUUUCAGUAACACCUUCAUUUAGCCUUUUGAAUGCCUGAAAGUUGAAACCUUUUUUUUUUUUUAACUUAACAAUUUUUUUAAGAAGAAAGAGAAAGCCCUCGUAGCUCAAAUCUAUGCUUGCUAAUCAUCGAGUCUUAAUGUUAUAGGGUUUGGUACUUCCUAUUUACCAAGUUUCUAACUCAAUAUCUUAUGCUUGUUCUUUGUCUCAAAGCCAUAAGUGUUUCAUAGCAUGGAAGAGUGCAAAGCAUGGGAAGCGACCACUAGUAGGUUGAAGGUAUUUUAAAAUGCUUUGGCUUCAUUAGUUUGAUUAAGUAACAAUAACAUAAGCUCUUUAUAUGGAACAAUGUUCUUGGAAGUAAAUUGAAUUUCUUAUUGGCUUAAAGUGACUUCUUUGCUCUCUCAUGUCAACCAUGUCUCACUCGAGGAGUUCCCUAUGUAGUUUGGUUUAUUUCCUUCAAGAUAUAAGUAAAUUUCGAAACACAAGAGAAACAGAAAUACUCUAUCUCUCUUCCUCCUUUUCCUCUGUCUUAGGCAAAUUAUGUUUUUCCAGAACUCUUCCUGCUAUUUCUUUCUUUCUGUGGUGGCUUCUGAUUGAUGUUGUUACCAUUAAUAACCCCUCUAUCAAGCCACAUGAAACAAUAUCUACUUGACAAAGGAGCCCUGAGGGCAAGCACUUGGACUUAUGAGAAAGGAUUCUGAACUACCAAAGAAGUAAGUCUUCCCUCUGUACAUAUUACUAUCGCCCUAAAUUUGUCUUUCAUAUAUCGAUCUAAUAACUUAUUAGAUUCUCUAUUUGGCAUGCUCUCUUUUUUUCCCUAUCUUUCUCUCCUUUAAUUUGUUGGUAUGGUUGUCACUCAUGAUUUAGAUCAUUGACAAGGCUCAUUAAGCUGGUACCACAACUCUUGUUUGCAGUUAUAAGCAUGGAGAAUAAUUUUAUAUCUACAGUGGCGAGUUUUAUGGUGAUGAUGAUCUGAAAGCUGGCCUCUGAUUUCAUUCUUUAUAGCCUCAGUGUCCUCUGUUUCUCCCUGUCAUUUUACUUACAUUGAAGAUUGGCAUUUUCUCUGGACUUUGGAAGUGUCUGGAGCAUGUAUAUAUGGUGACUGUUCAUAAAGAUCUUUGUUUUUUAGUAAUCAAAUCUUUCUUUUGCAGCGCAAUUGCCCAUACAAUUUGUGGAGUUCGUGGAGAGUCUGCCAGUCAUAAACUCUGGGUGCUGGUAUUGCAUAGAUUAUCUAGUAUAGGUAUUGUUGUCUUCUUUUCUAAUGAGGUGCUUUUCCAUUAGCUUUUUUAUAUUAUCUAAGAAAUAGAAUAAUAUAAACAUGUAACUAUCGUUAGUGAUUUUUAUAUUAAUUACUAUAAAAAUUGCUCAACAUCUUCAUACCAUGUGGUUAUCUAUGUUUUAAUCAUCUUGGAUUGGGUCAAGUGUAAAUUUAUAAAUUUCAUAAUCAGCUUUAGCAUA
Molecule: messenger RNA, 5917 nt
Organism: Quercus robur (English oak)
Lineage: Eukaryota; Viridiplantae; Streptophyta; Magnoliopsida; Fagales; Fagaceae
Product: putative disease resistance protein RGA3
Exons: 6
Coding region: 16-3195 (1059 amino acids)
Biological process (GO): defense response to other organism
Molecular function (GO): ADP binding
Source: RefSeq, a predicted model, not a curated record